AAAACAACAAAACCAAAAAAGAACAAGAAACGAAGGAAAAGAAGUUCAAAGUCUCGAUAAAUUAGUAGAACGUUAUUCUUUCUCUGAGGAAUACUAGUGGUUUCAUUCUUUCAAAAUGUCGGCACCCGUAAUGGUAAUGAAUGCGCCCUCGGCUCAACGUCAAAGUGGUCGAAAAGCUCAAAUUUCUAAUAUCACUGCCGCAAAAACUGUGGCAGAUGUGAUCAGGACAUGUUUAGGUCCAAAGGCGAUGUUAAAAAUGAUUCUCGAUCCUAUGGGUGGUAUCUUGUUGACUAACGAUGGAAACGCAAUCCUACGUGAAAUCGAGGUUGCCCAUCCAGCAGCUAAAUCUAUGAUUGAGCUGAGUCGUACACAAGAUGAAGAAUGUGGUGAUGGGACAACUUCGAUCAUCAUUCUUGCUGGCGAAAUCUUGGCAUCUGCUUUACCUCAUCUAGAACGUAACAUCCAUCCUGUGGUCAUCAUUCGAGCAUUCAAACGUGCAUUGGCUGAGGCUUUGAAAAUCAUUGACAAGAUUUCGAUCACAGUUGAUCUUAACAAUGAAGAGGAAAUGCUCAAGCUUAUCAAAACUUCAAUUGGUACGAAGUUUAGUAGUCGAUGGAGUGGUUUGAUGUGUAAAUUAGCACUUCAAGCUGUUAGAACUGUUAGCACAGAAGAAAAUGGACGUAAAGAAGUUGAUAUCAAACGAUAUGCCCGAGUUGAAAAAGUACCAGGUGGAGAGAUUGAAGAUAGUAGAGUAUUAGACGGUGUGAUGGUCAAUAAAGAUGUCACACAUGCUAAGAUGCGUAGACGAAUUGAAAACCCUAGAAUCAUCUUACUCGAUUGUCCAUUAGAAUACAAAAAAGGAGAAAGUCAAACAAACAUCGAAUUGGAAAAAGAAGGACAAUAUGAACGAUUUUUGGAUAUUGAAGAAGAACAAGUUAAAGCGAUGUGUGAUAAGAUUAUCGAAUUUAAACCCGAUCUUGUGUUCUGCGAAAAGGGUGUCUCAGAUUACGCUCAGUAUUGGUUUCAAAAGGCGGAUAUCUCUGCUAUCCGUCGUGUUCGUAAAUCAGACAAUAACCGGAUAGCACGAGCAACAGGUGCCACAAUCGUUAACCGUGUCGAAGAUCUACGUGACAGUGAUGUAGGUACCCAAUGUGGUCUAUUCCACGUUGAAAAACUUGGUGAUGACUAUUUUACCUUCUUGACUAAAUGUCAAGAUCCAAAGGCGUGUACUAUUCUUUUACGAGGUCCAUCCAAAGAUAUCCUCCAUGAGAUCGACCGAAAUUUAGCAGAUGCAAUGGCUGUUGCUCGUAAUGUGGUUUUUGACCCACGUCUCGCUCCUGGUGGUGGUGCUACUGAAAUGGCUAUUUCAGUUGGCCUAUCAGAUAAAGCUAAGACUAUUGAAGGUGUCGAAGGUUGGCCUUUCAGAACGGUCGGGGAGGCAAUGGAAGUGAUCCCAAGAACCUUGAUUCAAAACUGUGGUGGUAAUACGAUUCGACUCUUGGCGAAACUUAGAGCCAAGCAUGCCGCCGGUGAACACGAGUUCGGGAUUGACGGUGAUACAGGUGUAAUCACUGAUAUGAACACGAUCGGGCUCUAUGAAUCAGCUGCUGUCAAGAUUCAAAUCAUGAAGACUGCUAUUGAAUCGGCUUGCUUGUUACUUCGAGUGGAUGAUAUUGUUUCUGCCAAACGACCAAGACAGGAAGGUGGCGGUGGACCACAAACGAUGCCAACGGGUGGUGGUGGAGAAGGUGGAGAAGGUCCCGAACAGUAAAAAAGGUUGUUAUAUGCCUUUGGUCAAUCUAUUAAACUUAAAGCCAUCCUGCUCAGAUAUAUUCCAUAUAUAAUCAAAAAACAUCGUGCACUUGCUUGGUCUUUAUAUACUUUGCGCUUUUCUUUGUUGAAAGUACUACAUGUUGGUUCAUGACUAGAGCCUACAAACCU
Messenger RNA from Melampsora larici-populina 98AG31, 1941 nucleotides. RefSeq lists its product as uncharacterized. Gene Ontology annotation, biological process: protein folding. Gene Ontology annotation, molecular function: ATP hydrolysis activity; ATP binding; ATP-dependent protein folding chaperone. Bases 116 to 1771 code for a protein of 551 amino acids. Gene Ontology annotation, cellular component: chaperonin-containing T-complex. NCBI's taxonomy places the organism in Eukaryota, Fungi, Basidiomycota, Pucciniomycetes, Pucciniales, Melampsoraceae. The transcript is spliced from 9 exons. The record is from RefSeq and is a predicted model, not a curated record.